Messenger RNA from Phodopus roborovskii (desert hamster), 4001 nucleotides. RefSeq names its product A-kinase anchor protein 13-like. Gene Ontology annotation, cellular component: membrane; actin cytoskeleton. Gene Ontology annotation, biological process: regulation of Rho protein signal transduction; adrenergic receptor signaling pathway; positive regulation of canonical NF-kappaB signal transduction. NCBI's taxonomy places the organism in Eukaryota, Metazoa, Chordata, Mammalia, Rodentia, Cricetidae. The record is from RefSeq and is a predicted model, not a curated record. Gene Ontology annotation, molecular function: guanyl-nucleotide exchange factor activity; MAP kinase scaffold activity.
AUGUGUCACAGGUCUAAACAACAGGGAUUUAAUUACUGUACAUCAGCCAUUUCUUCUCCAUUGACAAAAUCCAUCUCAUUAAUGACUAUUAGUCAUCCUGGAUUGGACAAUUCACGGCCCUUCCACAGUACCAGUGCUAACCUGACUGAGAGUAUAACAGAAGAAAACUAUAACUUCCUGCCACCGAGCCUCAAAAAGGAUUUUGAAGGGAAGAGUGGGACAAAAGUUAGUCGCACCUUCAGCUACAUCAGGAAUAAAAUGUCCAGCAGCAAGAAGAGCAAAGAAAAGGAAAGGGAAAAAGAUAAAAUUAAGGAGAAAGAGAAAGACUCUAAAGAGAAGGAGAAAGAUAAGAAGACUGUUAACGGGCAUGCUUUCAGUCCCAUUCCUGUUGUGGGUCCCAUCAGCUGCAGCCAGUGCAUGAAGCCUUUCACCAACAAAGAUGCCUACACUUGUGCAAGUUGUAGUGCUUUUGUCCACAAAGGCUGCAGAGAAAAUCUAGCCUCCUGUGCAAAGGUCAAAAUGAAGCAGCCAAAAGGGAGCCUCCAGGCACAUGAUACAUCAUCGCUGCCUACAGUCAUCAUGAGAAACAAGUCUUCACAACCCAAGGAGCGCCCUAGGUCUGCAGUUCUCUUGGCCGAUGAGGCCACUGCUGUACCAGUGUUUACUAACAGACGGUCCCAGCAGAGUGUCUCCCUCUCUAAAAGUGUUUCCAUACAGAACAUCACUGGAGUUGGCAAUGAUGAGAACAUGUCAAACACCUGGAAAUUUCUGUCUCAUUCAACAGACUCACUGAAUAAAAUCUGCAAGGUCAAUGAAUCAACAGAAUCACUUACUGAUGAGGGAGUAGGUACAGACAUGAAUGAAGGACAGCUGAUGGGAGACUUUGAAAGUGACUCUAAACAGCUAGAAGCAGAGUCCUGGAGCCGAACAGUAGACAGCAAGUUCCUUAAACAGCAGAAGAAAGAUGUGGUCAAGCGGCAGGAAGUGAUUUAUGAGUUGAUGCAGACAGAGUUACAUCACAUCCGCACACUCAAGAUCAUGAGUGACGUGUACAGCCGAGGGAUGAUGACAGACCUGCUAUUUGAGCAGCAGAUGGUAGAAAAGCUGUUCCCUUGUUUGGAUGAACUGAUCAGUAUCCAUAGCCAGUUCUUUCAGAGAAUCCUAGAGCGGAAGAAGGAGUCUCUGGUGGAUAAAAGUGAAAAGAACUUUCUUGUCAAGAGGAUAGGGGAUGUGCUUGUCAAUCAGUUUUCAGGUGAGAAUGCAGAGCGCUUGAAGAAGACAUAUGGCAAGUUCUGUGGACAUCACAACCAGUCUGUCAACUACUUCAAAGACCUCUAUACAAAGGAUAAGCGUUUCCAAGCCUUUGUGAAGAAGAAGAUGAGCAGUUCAGUGGUAAGAAGACUCGGAAUCCCUGAGUGCAUAUUACUUGUAACUCAGAGGAUCACCAAGUACCCAGUUUUAUUCCAGAGGAUACUGCAAUGUACCAAAGACAAUGAAGUGGAGCAAGAAGACCUAGCUCAGUCCCUGAGCCUGGUGAAGGAUGUGAUUGGAGCCGUGGACAGCAAAGUGGCAAGUUAUGAGAAGAAAGUGCGUCUCGGGGAGAUUUACACCAAGACCGAUAGCAAGUCGAUCAUGAGGAUGAAAAGUGGGCAGAUGUUUGCCAAGGAGGAUCUGAAGCGGAAGAAGCUGGUGCGGGAUGGGAGUGUGUUUCUGAAGAGUGCAACAGGAAGGUUGAAAGAGGUUCAAGCAGUUCUCCUCACUGACAUUCUAGUUUUCCUUCAAGAAAAAGACCAGAAAUAUGUAUUUGCAUCCUUGGACCAUAAGUCAACUGUGAUCUCCUUAAAGAAGCUGAUUGUAAGAGAAGUGGCACAUGAAGAAAAAGGUCUGUUCCUCAUCAGUAUGGGGGUGAAGGAUCCAGAGAUGGUGGAGGUCCAUGCCAGCUCCAGAGAGGAGCGGAAUAGCUGGAUUCAUAUCAUACAGGAUACAAUCAACUCCCUGAACAGAGAUGAAGAUGAAGGGAUUCCUAGUGAGAAUGAAGAAGAAAAGAAAUUGUUGGAUAUGAAAGCCCGGGAGUUAAAAGAACAACUUCAACAGAAGGACCAGCAGAUCCUCCUCUUGCUGGAAGAGAAGGAGAUGAUUUUCCGGGACAUGACUGAGUGCAGCACUCCCUUGCCAGAGGAUGGCUCGCCAACCCACAGCCCAAGAGUCCUCUUCCGAUCCAACACAGAGGAGGCUCUCAAAGGAGGACCAUUGAUGAAAAGUGCAAUAAGUGAAGUGGAAAUCCUCCAGGGUUUGGUGAGUGGAACCCUUGGUGGCACACUUGGACAGCCCAUCAGCAGCCCUGUUGAGCAGGAAGUCAUGGCUGGUCCCAUUUCCUUGCCCCGGAGAGCAGAGACCUUUGGAGGAUUUGACUGUCAUCAGAUGAAUGCUUCCAAAGGAGGUGAGAAAGAAGAGGGUGAUGACGGCCAAGAUCUUAGGAGAACAGAAUCGGAUAGUGGUCUGAAAAAGGGUGGAAAUGCUAACCUGGUAUUUAUGCUUAAAAGAAACAGUGAGGUUGUCCAGAGCAUCGUUCACCUCCACGAACUCCUUAGCAUGCUGCAGGGUGUCGUGCUACAACAAGAUAGCUACAUUGAGGACCAGAAGCUGGUGCUGACCGAGAAGGUACUCACAAGGAGUGCGUCCCGCCCCAGCUCUCUGAUUGAGCAGGAGAAGCAGCGGAGCCUGGAGAAGCAGCGCCAGGACCUGGCCAACCUUCAGAAGCAGCAGGCACAGCACCUGGAGGAAAAGCGCAGGCGUGAGCGAGAGUGGGAGGCCCGGGACCAGGAGCUAAGAGAGCGAGAGGCCAAGCUGGCCGAGAGGGAGGAGGCAGUCCGCCGUAGACAGCAGGACUUGGAGAGGGACCGUGAAGAGCUCCAGCAGAAGAAGGGCACUUACCAGUGUGAUUUGGAGAGACUACGGGCUGCCCAGAAGCAGCUGGAAAGAGAACAGGAGCAACUGAAGCGGGACACAGAGCGGCUCAGCCAGAGGCAGAUGGACCAGGACUUCUGCCAGGUCUCGAAUAAACACGGCAGGCUGAUGCGAGUCCCGUCCUUCCUGCCCAAUCCGGAUGAGUUCUCCUUGCCUUCUGCACCUUCCAUAACCAAAUCGGGGUCAUUGGACUCAGAACUUUCAGUAUCUCCUAAAAGGAACAGCAUCUCUCGGACACACAAAGAUAAGGGGCCUUUUCAUAUACUGAGUUCAACGGGCCAGACGAAAGUUCCAGAGGGGCAGAGCCAGGCCCCGCCCAGCACCUCCACUUCCACCCGCCUUUUUGGGUUAGCUAAGCCAAAGGAAAAGAAGGAGAAGAAAAGGAAGGGCAAAGGAAGCCGCUCUCAGCCUGGUGAUGGUCCUGCUUCGGAAGUAACAACAGAGGGUGAAGAGAUCUUCUGUUGACCGUCUCCUCUGCCAGGCAGCCACCGUCCUACCCUGACCUGAUGGCAGUACUGCUGCGGCACUCCGGCGGCCCCUCGUGCACAAGUCUCCUACACUGGACGCCCGCUACCCCUCAGCGUCCAGUCGUCCUGAGCUACCCCAGGUGCUGGACAAGAAAGCGCGACACCUGCAUGUCGGGGUGGGAAAGGACACCUGAGCCGUGAUCUGUGACUGCCUAGGAUUUGGGUGGGCCUGGCCUUACUCAGGGUAUUACACCGAAAGUAGUGACCCCAGAAGUAGGUGAUAGCUUAAGACACGUCAGGAUUCCAUCAAGGCUCAAAGAGGUUUUCCAAAUGCAACCAGAAUCAAAGAGCAGAUAGUGUAGCCUUCGUCUGUGUACACAGCCUUCCUUCCAAUCAGGAUAGCUUGGGCCAAGGGCAAGCCCAUGCCUGGCUGGUGGUGUGCAGGUAUACAGUGUUUCACCCUGUGGUCCUGAGAGUGGGUCCCUUGAGACGGCCCCUGUACACACACCACCCCCUUCAUAUGUCUUCCUCAUUUUAUUGUAGGAAGAACAACAGUGUGUGAAGUCA